This is a messenger RNA of Monodelphis domestica (gray short-tailed opossum), 15233 nucleotides long. It is a transcript of the gene SIN3B, whose product is annotated as SIN3 transcription regulator family member B. The record is from RefSeq and is a predicted model, not a curated record. Gene Ontology annotation, cellular component: Sin3-type complex; chromatin. Gene Ontology annotation, biological process: negative regulation of transcription by RNA polymerase II. Gene Ontology annotation, molecular function: transcription corepressor activity. NCBI's taxonomy places the organism in Eukaryota, Metazoa, Chordata, Mammalia, Didelphimorphia, Didelphidae.
CGGGGGCGGGGUUACUCUCUGCGCCUAGUUCCAAUAUGGCGAGUGGCGGCGGCGGCGGCGGUCCCGGGGCCGGGGCCGGGGCCGGAGGCCGAGGGAUGAGCGGCGCCCGUUGGGGCCGCGCGGGCCCCACCGCACAAGAGAAGCUGCCCGUGCACGUAGAGGAUGCCCUCUCCUAUCUGGAUCAAGUGAAGAUCCGAUUUGGAAGCGACCCUGCCACCUACAAUGGCUUCCUAGAGAUCAUGAAAGAAUUCAAGAGCCAAAGCAUUGAUACUCCUGGCGUCAUCAGGCGAGUGUCUCAGCUCUUCCAUGAACACCCUGACCUCAUUGUUGGAUUCAACGCUUUCCUUCCUCUGGGAUACAGGAUAGAAAUCCCAAAGAAUGGCAAGUUAAGCAUUCAGGCCCCGUUGACAAGUCAGGAAAAUUCUCACCAUCACAGUGACUCCGCAGAUGACUACAAGCAGCAGCUGCUAUAUAAGGAAGACAAACCUCAGGGGCCCUUGGAAUCUGACUCUGUGGAAUUCAACAAUGCUAUAAGCUAUGUGAAUAAGAUCAAAACCCGUUUUCUUGACCACCCAGAAAUCUACAGAUCAUUCUUAGAGAUAUUGCACACUUACCAGAAAGAACAGCUGAGCACUAAAGGACGCCCUUUCCGGGGCAUGUCAGAGGAAGAAGUAUUUACUGAGGUAGCUAAUCUCUUCAGGGGACAGGAGGACCUACUUUCAGAAUUUGGACAGUUCCUUCCAGAGGCUAAAAGGUCUUUGUUCACAGGAAAUGGACCAUGUGAAAUGAAUAGUGUUCAGAAAAUUGAACAUGAAAAGAAUCUGGAACACAGCAAAAAAAGGUCUAGGCCUUUACUCCUUCGUCCUGUCACUGGCCCAGCCAAGAAGAAAAUGAAAUUGCGAGGGACCAAAGAUCUGUCUGUUGCAGCUGUGGGAAAAUAUGGAACUUUGCAAGAAUUCUCUUUCUUUGAUAAGGUACGCCGAGUACUCAAAAGCCAAGAAGUCUAUGAAAAUUUCCUUCGCUGCAUUGCUCUUUUCAAUCAGGAGUUGGUGUCUGGAUCAGAGCUCCUACAACUGGUCACCCCUUUCUUAGGAAAAUUUCCAGAACUCUUCGCCCAAUUCAAGUCCUUCUUGGGAGUAAAAGAGCUUUCGUUUGCACCACCCAUGAGUGAUCGUUCGGGGGAUGGAAUUGGUCGGGAAAUUGACUACGCAUCUUGCAAGCGCAUAGGAUCUAGUUACCGGGCACUCCCCAAAACUUACCAACAGCCAAAGUGCAGUGGCAGGACAGCCAUAUGCAAGGAGGUUUUAAAUGAUACCUGGGUAUCCUUUCCAUCCUGGUCUGAAGACUCCACAUUUGUCAGUUCAAAAAAAACUCCUUAUGAGGAGCAGCUUCACCGCUGUGAAGAUGAACGGUUUGAGUUAGAUGUUGUCUUGGAGACCAACCUUGCCACCAUCCGGGUUUUGGAGAGUGUGCAGAAAAAACUCUCUAGAAUGUCUCCAGAAGAUCAGGAGAAAUUCCGAUUGGAUGACUGCUUGGGAGGAACUUCUGAAGUUAUCCAAAGGAGAGCUAUCUACCGAAUUUAUGGUGAUAAAGCCCCAGAAAUUAUUGAAAGUCUGAAGAAGAAUCCAGUAACUGCUGUUCCCGUGGUUCUGAAAAGACUAAAAGCAAAAGAGGAAGAAUGGAGAGAAGCCCAGCAGGGCUUCAAUAAAAUCUGGAGGGAGCAGUAUGAGAAGGCUUAUUUAAAAUCUCUUGACCAUCAGGCUGUUAAUUUUAAGCAAAAUGAUACUAAAGCCCUUCGAUCAAAAAGCUUGCUGAAUGAAAUUGAAAGUGUUUAUGAUGAGCAUCAGGAACAACAUUCAGAAGGCCGGAGUGCCCCCACGAAUGAGCCCCACCUUAUUUUUGUGUAUGAAGACAAGCAGAUAUUAGAGGAUGCAGCUUCCCUCAUCAGCUAUUACGUGAAGAGGCAGCCAACAAUCCAGAAGGAAGACCAGGGCACCAUCCAGCAGAUAGUACACCAUUUUGUGCCCAGCUUGUUCUUCUCCCAGCUCUCAGAUCUCGGUAUUUCUGAAGAGUCAACAGAUGAAGACCGAGAACAUAGUCAGGGACAGAAUCUGGAUACCACUGACCUUUGGAAAAAAUCAGCGUCUCUCCCACAGAAUAGCCCCCCAGAUGAAAAAGCUGGCUUGUGUGCUGCAACAGUGCCAGAGCAGCCUGGAGCCCUGGAUGAUGUUUACAGCCUCUUUUUUGCCAACAAUAACUGGUAUUUUUUCCUACGCCUUCAUCAGACUCUGUGUUCAAGACUCUUAAAGAUUUACCGACAGGCCCAGAAACAGCUCUUAGAAUAUCGGACUGAGAAGGAGAGAGAGAAACUUCUUUGUGAAGGGAGGAAGGAGAAAUCCAAUGAUCCUGCGAUGGAACUGAGGCUAAAGCAGCCAAGUGAAGUAGAACUGGAAGAAUAUUACCCAGCAUUUUUGGACAUGGUAAGGAGUUUACUAGAGGGCAAUAUUGAUCCCACACAGUAUGAGGACACCCUUCGGGAGAUGUUCACCAUUCAUGCCUACAUUGGCUUCACUAUGGACAAGCUGGUACAGAACAUUGUGAGGCAGCUUCAUCACCUGGUGAGCGAUGACAUUUGUUUAAAAGUGGUGGAGCUCUACCUUAAUGAGAAGAAGCGAGGUGCGGCGGGAGGGAAUUUGUCCUCCCGCUGUGUCCGUGCAGCCAAAGAGACGAGUUACCAGUGGAAGGCAGAGCGGUGCAUGGCGGAUGAGAACUGCUUUAAGGUGAUGUUUCUUCAGAGGAAAGGGCAGGUGAUAAUGACCAUUGAGUUGUUGGACACAGAAGAGGCACAGACAGAAGAUCCUGUGGAAGUCCAGCACUUAGCCAAUUACAUGGAGCAGUAUGUGGGCACAGAGGGAGCACCGAAUCCACCAAAUGAUGGCUUCCUUUUGAAACCUGUUUUUCUGCAAAGAAACCUCAAGAAAUUUCGCCAGUGGCAAAGCAAGCAGGUUCGAGCCCUCCGCAGUGAAGUGAAGAGCUCCUGGAAGAGACUCGUUGGUGUGGAGAGCGCCUGCAAUGUUGACUGCCGCUUCAAGCUCACCACCCACAAGAUGGUGUUUAUCAUGAACUCGGAGGACUACAUGUACCGUCGGGGGACACUCUGCCGGGCUCAGCAGGUACAGCCGGUUGUCCUGUUGAAGCACCACCAGCAGUUUGAAGAGUGGCACAGCCGCUGGCUGGAGGACAACGUCACCUCAGAGGCCGCAGAGCUGGUCCAGGACUGGUUGAUGGGAGAGGAGGAUGAGGACAUGGUGCCAUGUAAAACGACCUGUGAGACGGUGACCAUUCACGGCCUCCCUGUGACUCGGUACCGGGUGCAGUACAGCCGCCGCCCUGCUUCUCCCUGACUGUUCCAUGAAGGGAAGAUGGUGCUGAAAGCUGUCCUGAUGCUUGGACUCUUGAAAAGAGUGAUGGGAAUGCAAUGUGUGUAUUAAUGAUAUUUAUCAUAAUGGCAUUUUAUCCAUGAUUGGUUAUUAUGUAUUUUCAUAUGGAACAUAGUUGUCUCCUUACAGUAUCACCCUAUAUUUUCACUCCUGGAUUUAAAGUGAGCAGAUUGCAGAUUUCUCUGAGAUUCAGUUCUUUAGUCUCAGAUCUAUCCAAAACUGACUCUAGGAGACUCUGUGCAGCUUUGAAGUUGGUCUCAUUGGGUCUCAGGAAGAGUAAGAUUGGACCGGUGUCUCCUUCCAGUUGGGCCUGACUAGCCAUAUGGCAUCCAUGGGGUCUUCCCUUGGCUGCUGCUUUCCUUAUUCUAAACCACCUGUCAGGUUGUAUCCUGUGCCAAACCUGCAUAGCUUCCCCAUUUAAAAUCUCUGGCUGGACAAGCACUUAUCCCCUGGUCACUGAUGAAAAAGGCAAGACUUAGGUUGUUGAUGAACACAUUUGCAGUUGUUGCUUCUACGUUGGAGAUGCCAAAUCUCAAGAGAAUGUGUAAGAAAGGGCCUUUAUAAAAUGGCUGAAUGUUUGGAGACCUGGAACUUAUAUGGAACACUCGCUUUGGAAAUGGCCAAAUUUGUUGAUAGACUAAAUGGUACUGGCCAUGCUCUAUUUGUUAGAGACCCUUGGGGUCCCUGGCUGAGAAACCCUUUCUAUAUAGAAGGACCUGAACUUUAUUUGUUGCCAUCUCAGAUGGACCCCCAUUGUUUAUUACCCAGAAGUUUGCAAUCACAGAAGUAUUGCCCAGAAAAGUCUCUGAAGUCUUGGGUUUGCUCCAUUGGAUUUUAUAAGGCUGUAGCUGGCUACCACUUAGUCCACAGAAGCAUUUGAUCACUUGGAAAGUGAGAGGAGUGCUUUUCAGUUAAACUGAUAUCCUACAGGAACAAGAAUGAGCUACAGCUGAAACCUUAGAGCCUCCGUUACCAUCAUUCUGGACCAAGUGGCAGAUGCCAAUAUUGGCCCUGAAAGAUGGAGAGGCCAGCCCAGGUUAGGUUAGUUUCAUUUGAAACACUAACCCAUUAACUGAUAUGCUGCCAUGAAAAACUAAAUUUAAAGCCCUGAAAGGGAGGAAAGUGGGAGCACCAGGAGCAUGGAGUGCCUGAUUCCACCCCACCUGCUCCUCUUCCUCAAUGUUGGGGAGGCUCUUCUGAGAUUGCAGUUGUAUACAUAAGCAAAGCUAUAGAAAUGUUUAUUUAUUAUUUUGUGCUAUAUUUUAUGGUUGUUACUUCUAUAGAAAUCAGGACAAGAAUCCUCCCUGGAGGGUAGAUGCUACAUUUUUUCCCUCUGUAUCCGUUGGCUCUUACUCCAGGGCUGGAUGACAGCCACCCGUGAGGAGCACUAACAUCAGCGGGACCAUUUGUGGCAGAACUGAAGUCCCUGGCCUGGUCUGUCCCCAGGCUUCUCCUCUCUGCUCUGAGAAGAAUGAAGUGAUGGAGAAGCAAGGCUGGUCCUUGUGCACUGGCAGCAGAUCUGAUAUCCUCAGAAUUCAAAUGCCUGCCAAUGAAAGGAUGGACUUGAGAUGAUGACUAUGUCUUUGCAAGCCCCAGGCUUGUUUGAGUCAUGAACAGAAACUAAUCAGCUGGGUGCUGGUCAUAGAAUGACCAGUACUUCUUUCAUCAGUUCACAAAUGCACCUCAAUCUUGUUCUUCAGUUCUCUGCGCCUCCUGUUGCAGGAACAACCAAUUGUGCCAAACUUUAUUAGGAAUUUAAAAACAGAUAAACAUUGGUUAGAGGUAUCCUAGGUUGCAACUCUUGGCUUCAGAUGCCUUUAAUUCUAGGCCCCUAGCGCCAUGGAGGCCGCUGCAUCUACGCACACUGCCCAGUCUUCUGCCACUGUCUUUUUAAGUAAACUUCAGAUCUUUGGAGACAUCUUCUUUUCUAAGCAACUUAAUUUAUAAUCUGUACUCAAGAAGUUUCCUAGGCCACUCAGUGGCCAUCAGCCCUUCUAAGCACCUGCUUUUCGGUGCUUCUCUGAAAGUCGUGGCUACCAGAAAUGGAAAGGCCCAGGGAAUGGGCCAGAAGCCAGACACGGCCCUCCUGUGGCCUCAGUACUCUGUCUCUGCUUGCAUCUUUGCUUUGGGCCUUGUGCUUCCUUUGCCAGCUGUUUUGAAUGUAGUUUUCCUUUUAUAUUUAUUUGCACAUUAAAGUAAAAAAUAAAACAUGGAUGAAAGGUCAGAUGUUCAUCAGUUGUUUUCCAUAAGUGAAUUUAGUGCCAUUGAAGCAGUUGCUUCUUCCAUGGUGCCUGGAUCUGCUCAGGAGGUAGGGCUGGGGCAGCCAGUGCACUUCAGCCAGAAGCUGCCCAAGGCAACAGAGGGGUCAGCUGGGAAAGAGGGUUGGAUUGGGAGUCAGGAAACUUGUACUCUGAUUCUAGCCCUUGUAGCUGUCUGGGCCUCAGAUUUCUGCUCUGUGAAAUUAAUUGGUUGGACUAGGUUUUCUCUUUAUUUCCUUUAGCUCUGACAGUCUGUGUUCUAGGUUCCUUUCCUGCUCAUAUCUUGGGAUAUGUUCCAUAUCCCAAGGCCCCUUUGAACUCUGACAACAGCUUCUAUGGCUCCUUCCUAGACUUGUAGUCUAUUUCCUUAGUUUCCUUCCAGUUCUAAUGUCCUUUGUCUUAUGAACUACUUUUAGGAAGGGAAAUCAGGAGUUUUACUGAAUCAAGGACAGUCCAACUUCAAUUUGGUGUUACCGAAGAUGGACUACACUAUUAUUUUUUCAGUGAUAUGUCAUUGAUUGUAUCGAUUAGAACUGACAAAUUUAUAUUUUUGUUUGUAACACCUAGAACUUAAUGUUACUUUCAAUCACAACAUCAAUACAAUUCAUCAAAUACCUUUGGAAAUUUGAUCUCUUUGGUUUUCUUGGCUAGAUAACAUUUGACUUAGGGCUGUGGGUUGGCCUUUUUUGAGGUAAGGUUAAGAUAUUAGAGGAGGCAAGAAGCAAUAGUUGCAAAUAAUUCUUUUUGGGGAUUGAGGAGAUUCAUCAUACCCUGUGAAAUCAAAAGCCUCUCACAUACCUUACAGUCUGUUCUUAGUCUUAGUUUGGGCAUUUGUGUCAGGUUCAGCCCUCUUAACCAUCCCCUUUCCCUUGAUACCUUUUCUUUCUACCCCAUGACACUUUCUCCUGACUGCUGCUUCUGAGGUUCCUGUGGCAGAUCUCUUCUUCCUGUUCCUAUUCCUUAAAUAAGUGCAUUUCUCAGAGUUCUUCUUUUGUCCUUUUCUUUUUUUCACUUUUUGGCAAUCUCAUUCAUUCUCAGGGCUUAAUAACUUCUGUACCAGGUCAUUCCUUUCUCCUCUCUUCAGGGUCAUCCAUCAGCAUCUUACCCUCAGCAUGUCCGGAACUGGACUUAUCUUCCCCAUAAAACACUCUUCCUCUUUCCUGACUUUUCUAUUUUUCUUGCGUGAGCCACCAACUUCCUAUUCCUCCAAGCUCUGAAUGUAACUCUACAGCUGAUGGUUUGCUAGGUCUUGCCUCUUGUUACUCUACUUACCCUAAUCCUAGUUCUGACCCUUAUAAUAUCUGGCCUGCACUAUUACAGUACAUUCUUAACAAUCUGACUUUCAUCCUUAAUCUCUUUUCCAGAAAUUAUCCUUAAAUGAUUAAGAAAUUUUCAAAAAUAAAUCUUAGCUUAAAGAUCAAAUAAAAAUAAGUAUCACAUAUAAAUCCAAACUAUAGUUUGUUAAAUUACAUAUAUAUGUAUAUACAUAUGUGUACAUACAUAUGUGUGUGUGUGUUGCCCAUGUAUCCCCUUGUGUUCUCUUUUUAGCUAUUCUAAUCUCUGGACUUAAAAACAUCCUGUUUUUUUCUCCUGAACAUAAUUUAUCUUCCUAACAGGCAGACUGAAUCCUGUCUCCCCCGCUUCAGAUAACAUCAGUGGCUCCCUACUGCUUACAAGUCUAAACCUCACCCUGGGAGCUAGACCCCUCCAGCAGACUCUUCCAUCUUCCUUUUCCAGCCUUAUCUCCCAUUAAUGAUGGAUCCUUUGCUCCAGCCAAAUGGGAAUUGUCUCUGUCACAUAUCCUUGCUUUCUUUUCUCUACCUUCCUUAUCCCUAAAAUUCCCCCAACUUUUGAAGGCCUCUCUUCAAGGUCUAGGUCAGACACCACCUCUAUAAAUCCUUCACUGCUACAUGCAGUUGGACAAGGUCCUUUCCUCAGAAUCUCUGUAGCACCAUGUUUAUACCUCAUUCACCUUUUAUUUUGUAUUAUAGUUGGGAGAAUGUGUUAUUCUACAGGACCUUGAGCUCCAUGAGGAACUACUGUCUGCUUUCUGUCCCUAGAGAUUACAUGGCCUUCUGUAUAGGCAAUUAAUGAAUAGUUGUUGAUCUUUUGAAACUUUAUCACCUACAGUGACAGGAUAAUAAGGAGGGAGAAAAGGGUGCUACACAAGCUUGAGCCAGAACUAAAGACACUUGGAUUUAGAGCCAGAAGGACCACUAAUGCCUCUUCUGCCCCUCAUGGAGAGGAAGGGAAGCUCCAUCCUAUAGAGGUCAGAUGACUGGCCUGAGAUCACACCCAGCAGAACCAUGAUUGAAACCCAAGUCCUCUAACUCUGUUCAGAGUCCUUUCCCCUACCCCAUACAUCCUCUACCUAUUUUCAAAGUCAUUUGAAGUCAGUAAGGUAAUCUUGCUAAAGGGAGAGAAGGGCAUUUCCCCUCAAUGGGGCCUGUCAUAUCUGAACAAGGGCCAAAAUCAGCUAGUCCAACCUGUACCUGAAAAAGAAUCUCUUCUUCCACAUCAACAAGUGGUCAUUCAGCCUUCAGCGACCUCCAGUGAGACACAGGCACCCCAUUCCAAUUUUGGGCAGCUCUGUUAGAAAUUUGUCAUUACAUUAAGCCUAAGCUGGGCUCUUUGUAAUUCAUCUUCAUCCAAAGCUGAGUUCUAGUUUCUCGCCUAUCCAGAAUAGAUAGAAUGUGAAACCCUGAAGGCUUACAGUCAUGUAGACCCCAUAAAAGCUGCCUAGAAAGGCAGCCCAUCCUCUACGUUGGUCCCUGGAGGAGAUAUCUGGACAAACAACUGUCCUCUGUCCAUUAAUGGGAAGGAGUAAGACAAGGCUGUCUGGGAACACAUUUGUACUUGUUUCUGAUGUAGAAAUGCCACGUUCUGAUGUAGAAAUGCAAGCAAGGGCUCAGGCUGGCCAAGUGCUUGGAGCCCCAGCACCUCUUGAAACAGCCGUCUUGGGCACGACCAGAUUUAUUAAUAGACCAGAUGACACUGGCUGUGCCCAACGUUUGCUAGGAGAGUAACGUUGGUCCAUUUAGAGCUACCUCAGACGGACAACUUGCAGUCAGUGCAAAGGACCGACCCAGGUCUUCACCACCAGACCAAAGUCAGCACUCUUCAUCCCUUAGUCCCCAUUGGGGGCCUGGCACCCUUGUGGCCUUGCUUGGUGUUCAGGGCUGGGAUUCAGUUGCAUGGGAGCUUUAUUGAAAUGUGGAAUGAGUCACAAAGCUUCUUUCCCUGAAGUCACCGAGUCCGGAUAGGACUCUUCUGUGGACAGGUCAGUCCAUGUUCCAUACACAUCUUGGGCAAAAGCAUUCCCAUCUUUGCGACCUGGUACCCGAGUUUUGCUAUCUAGUGCAGACCACAGGAGCAUGGCAAUUCCCCCUCUGAUUGUACAAAACCCAGUGCCCACUCCACCCCUGUCCUUAGCUGGACCCCAUAGGGUCCUUCUCUUACCGAGACACACCUGUAUCUAAUGCACGGCCCUCUUCUCAUCCAAGGACUUGCAUGCCAUGUCCAGUGCCUUCACCUGUCCUGUUGAUGGCCACUUUUCUUUUUUUUUUGUCUAGUUUCAAAACGUACUAUCCUUGUGUUCAGUUUGUAGGUGACAGUAUAACUUGUUCACUGAUUAGAUGAUAUUCCUCAAGAAGGACAGACCCUCAGAGCAACUGGGUGACUCCAUGAAUAGAAAACCAGGCCUAGCUGGGGAGACCCUAGGUUCAAAUCUGGCCUCAGACACUUCUAGCUGUAUGACCCUGGGCAAGUCAUUUAACUCCCGUUGCCACUCCCUUACUGCCCUUCUGCCUUGAAACAAAUUCACAGUAUUGAUUCUAACACAAAAAGUAAGGGUUAAAAAAAAAUGGACCUUAAGACUGGCCCCAAGUAAACUCUUAUCUACCCAUUCCCCUGCAUACAAGAUGGGAAGCAGCUCCUGAUAGCAAUGGUAGAUUUCUGGACGCUGUAGACCUAAGUAGUAUUGGUGGGGAAAGAAGAUAUGGACAUUGCUGCCCUUAUAGCCCUGGUGAAUCUCUGGUCAGUGGGGAAGUCCUCUAACCUGAAAGCUGAUAUCAAGUCACACCGUUGUCAUGAAAGGGUCAGCGUUAGGAAAUCCUAGAAGCUGAACAGUUGUUUCAUCUGACAUCUGUUGUCUUGAUGGUUUGCAGUACUGUGUGUGUGGAUUGCCUAAAACCAGCAUGUUGAUGGAAGAGUCUACCAGUUGUAGGUAACCUCCAGGGCUCUCCAGUGAAUUUCAUUGCUUUAUAGAGCGGUCUCUAGAUUAUCCAAAUGUGUCAUUUGGUUUGCCAGUCAAUGAUGCACACACAUCAACCACAGAAACUAACCACAGAGAAUAAUCCUAAAUUUUAUGUGACCAUCUCUUUAUAGUUUGUAGCCUCCUCUAACAAUGGCAGUCCAUCUAAUAUUUUUUCAUCCAACCUGUUAUUCUUGAUCAAUUUUAAUCCCAAACAAUAAGAUGCCCUGACUAGUUUUCACCUUAAAAUUUUAUGACCCACCAACUUCCUUUUAACUGUAUCAUAACCUUAAAGAAUGAUAAUUAAGAAAGUAAAAGUCUGAAAAAUUUAGUAAACCUUUAGAAAACAUAUUUGCUAAGCUAUCUUCCUGUAUGAAAGGAGGAUGUAAAUAUUUUUGAUUUAUUUUGUAAAGAGAAAAUUAAAUUCAUGUCCUCCACAUUUAAACUUUUUAAAACUAAAAUGUAUCCUAUACUAACCCCAGGCAUAAGAAAAAAAUAAAACCUAAAACUGUAAUACCAAAGUCAAUUUCCUAACUAUCAAAUUAAUUCAGUAGGAUUAAUGAAUUCACUAUUCAAAUACAUGCUCAAACGUCCAGUGCUUAGUAUAUUAGCUGGCACAUAGUAAGCAUUUGCUAUAAAUGCUUGCUGACUUAUUCUUUUUUUAUCCCCUCUUCAAUUUUAACCCUGGAAUUCCAAGAAGGCUUUUUUUUUUCUUCUCUCAGUGAAACUGUGAGCAUUUUCUUAACCUUUCAUGCAAUCCAAAGCUUUAUUGCAACUGUUAAAGAAAACCAUACUUUCUUCAAAUCAAAUGAACCUCUUUUAAAUUAAGGCAUACAUUUAUCUUUACACACAGGGAUACAGAAAUAUAGCAGCAAAUCACAAAGCCAAUUUUUCUAAGUCUAAAUCUACUCCAAUCUCCUAGUACCUGUGACAAAAGGGAAUUCACAUAUCAUUGGAAAGUAUUAUUCCUUCCUGGAAGUUCAUUUGGAAAAAAUGUCUCCUUGUAGAGUGGCACCCAGAUCAUUCUGCUGCCAAGGUUUAAAACCUUACAAUCUGGUCAUUACAAGGCUCCAGGGCAUUGUGAAAGAAUAACUCCUGUCUCAGGACACAUCCUGUACAUCCUCUUAACUUCUUUGCACAUCCAGUUCUGCUCCUUCCCUUGCUGCUGUUAAUCUUAUGUAGGCUUUGAGCAUUGAGAAAUGUUCUCUUUGGGCUGAGAUACCCCACACCUAGAACUGAUAAUUUACUAAGAAAAAUUCAUUACCUCUUACCUUGGGCAGUGCCAAAAUAACACACACACACACACACACACACACAUACACACACCCAACCAUCACCCCUACUCAUGCUUUCCCAAGGUCUUAAUGCUGCACUUGACUUGGCUCUCUCUUGUCCAAUCCAUAGGCUGUUGUCUCCUCCGUCCCUUUCUCUUUGGUCCCUUAGACCUAUCCCUUUGCCCCUUCUUCCAUUAGUGGUUUCCUUCUGAGAGACUUCCAGUUUGGGGUUGGGCCCAUCCUUCAUUCUCCUGGCUCGAAUUCUGGACUCCUUUGCCAAGACUCUAGUUGCCUUUUCAUCCUGGAACAUCAUUCCCUCAUGCCAGCCCCGUUCUCCCAGGGUUGGGGAUGGGACCAGGUUGGCCAUGCUUCUGAUUCUACUUUCCCACCAUGCCCCCAUCCAAGGGACCUUCUCCCCUCUCCUCUUCCAUUGUAAUGUUAGCUCUUUGAAGACAAGGACUCUCUUUUUGCUUAUAUUUCUAUUCCCAGCUCUUAGCACUGUCUUCACAUACACUUAACAGUACGUGUUUGCUGCCCACUUGCCUGUUCCCCACUGGGGAUUCCUCUUGUCUCACUGUUGACUCCCUCCAGGUAGACAUUCCGUUAGGUCUUCAUUUCCCAAGGAUCCUCCUGUCUGUCUGGUCUGGGCACCCUCCCAGCUCUUUUCCCUCUCUAGGUAAGGAGAUUCAAGUCAGUGGCAUGUUUUAUUAUCUUGAACUCUUAGAAUUGUAGACUUAGAACUAGAAAGAACCUCUACUGAAACGUAUAGUUUCUUCUUUAAUCUUGGUAUGUUUCCCAUGAUGUUCAGUGUGAGCCUCCUAACAGUAGCUGUUUAUUACUUGAUAAUGUAAAAUUUGCCCAGAAAUUCUCCUUUAACCUGGAUUCCUCUUUUUCCUUAGGUUUGCUAUAAGGUCUUAUUUUCCUGCUCAGUGUGGCUUACUGAUCUGUCUCAUUUCUAUUCCUCAGGGAAGCUGUGCUACAGUAGGAAAAGUACAGAUUCUGGAGUCAGAGGCCCUAGGUCCAGAUGCUGCUUCUGACACUUAUUACCUGUGUGACCAUUGGCAAGUCACUUACAUCUUCCUUGUCUUCAGUUUCCUCAUAGUUAAAAUGAGGGUGUUGGAGUAGAUGGCCUCUGAGGUCCCUUCCCUCUCUAGAUCAAUAAUAAUACCUGUGAUCCAAAUUAAACCCUUCUGCUUUUACUUGCUCAUCCCUUAACAACGUCUAGAAAUAUUCCAGGUUUACCCAGUAUUCUAACCAACCUGCAGUACACCUCACCUUCAUCAUUCCAGUUGUAAAGAUUGCAUCAUCUAGCUUACAUGUCUCUUAAUUCUUCUCUAUAUACUCAUACUUAAAAGCACAAUCUCCUCUUCCCUAGGAAAAGGAACUAUUUCACAAAUUAAUUUGCAGAGUAAAAUUGUGAUUUUUUUCCAUUUCUCCCAUCAGGAAUUUCAGUUCCUACUCUGGGAACAUUUUUGCUCUAAUUAAAGUGUUUUCUCAAGCAAAUCUCCAAAUGGUACCAUCAGCUCCCAGACAGUGAAAAUUGAAUCAACUUCCAUCCUGCUGGUUAUGCCAAGAUGUUUGUUCUUGAACUCACCUUCAGGAGUACCAGUGUUUCAUUCCUCACAGGCAUAUGGUACCACCAGAUGAAUUUUGCUGUUAAAAGAGUAGACUUUGGAUUCAGGAAGAAGCUUGAUGUUCUUAAAAGAACUGAGUCAUUUUUCAAAAGUAGUCUGUUCUGCUCUCUUGCUCAAUUCUGAGCCCAAUUCACUAUUUCACGUGCAGUAUCCAAGAUAAAUACCAACCGGCGUUACUCAACUACAAGUAUAGACAGGACAACAGACAGUCUCCAUCAACUUGUUUUUCCCUGUGUGGAUAAUUUAGGCAAACUCUUUUGAGUGAUUAUUCAUGCCAUUUCAGAUGUCCUGCAAUUUUUCAGGGUUUGAUGCACUCAGUACUAAGUUAUCCACAAAGAAAAGCCUUCAGUGUGAUCUCACUGUGGAUAUAGAAUACUUUGGUGAUAUGGUGACUCUGGACUGGAUCGUCUGUGUGACUAUCGUGAACACCUUUGUGAAGAAUGCGUUUCCCCUGGUGUAUGCCAAACAAGGUGAUCUUGUUUCCCUUUCAAGGAAGCUUGUAUCAUUUGAGCAUAUGAACGAGGUGAUUCCUUAUUGCAGGAGGACCUUUCUAACAUCAUUUUGCUUUAUUAAAAAAAGUGCUUUACUUUUUAUUGAUCAACAAGCAAGCCCACUGAGAAUUUGCAUUUUCUACGUGUGGAUUUGUUUUUGUUUUUGUUUUUUUUUGUCAGUGGUAUGAUGGUAAAGGUAUGCUAUUGCUAUGAAAGAAUAUUGCUUGUGAAAGCCUGUCCAUUUUCCAAUGCCUUCACUGAGAAUGCCCUUAUGAGUACAGUUUAUUCUCAUUUAAAUGGUACACAGAUUAGAUGUAGGGUUGGUAGUCAUUGAAAUUCUCUUGGUUUCCUUCGCGAGCACAUAUGUGAGAGUGUAUGUAUUUAAUAAGAAGAUCCAAAAAUUUUUUUCCAUGCCUUUGAUAUUUUCCCCCCUUUUAUACACCUUGAGAAUGAAUCCUGCAAUGUCCUCAAAAUUGCCUAAUGUCCAGCAUACAUCUCCUCUCUGUAUAUUUAGGGUCCAGUCCAGCUAUUCCCCCUAUCUUUGUCCUCUUUGGGGACAUUUCUACUUCAGCCAUAAGCACAUUUGGGAUUGUGAUAGCAGGGUCUAAAUGUAAUGGCUCUCCUGUCUCUAUUGGUGAAAAGAAUGUUAAGAAAAAUCCUCCCAGAGUUUUCUAGCCGUUGUAUGUUAAGCUUCCUCCAGUUUCAUCCUUAAAUACCCUUUGGAUGACUUGACUUAGUUGAUUCUCUCAUCAAACUUUCUUUAAACCAGUUUUUCCUCUCACCGCUUGUUGCUAUCUUUUGCUAUCCCUUUACAUAGGAUAUUACAAACAAAAAACCCAUAUUGUCUUUAACUGUCUCAUCUCUUACUCUGUUUGACAAAUGAGUUGUAUUUUGGCUGAUGAAAGUGGUUUGAGGAGCUCCUUCCAGCAUUUGAUUUAUGUUGGUUGACUUAAUGAAAUUGUCACUAGUAUUGAUAUCUUUUUCUCUAAUAAUUUAAAGAAUUUUUUUUUGCGUUGGUAACUUUUAAAGAUUGUUCAAGUGGGAGUUGCUUUAAAAUUACAAAGCAUGUUUAACAAGUCUUUUUCUCAUUUUUAUUCCUCUAGGUUUGUACUAAUUUCUGUCAAUGGUAUCACCAUCCUUCCAGUCAUGAAGAUUCACAGCCUUGUAGUCACAGUUGACUCCUCCCUCAUUCCACAUCCCUUUUGCCAAGUUUUUUAAAAUUCUGCCUUCACAUCUCUGGCCUGAGCUGCUAUGAUAGCUUCCCAGAUAUCCCCUUGCCAAUCCAUCUUCUACAUGGCUGCCAAAGUGAUAUUCUUAAAGCACAGGAGUGAAUAUGCUUCUCCCCUGCUCAGUAAACUCUAGUGGCUCCCUAGGACCUCCAGGUUCAAAUGCAAAUUCCUCUGUGUGACAUUUAAAGCCCUUCCCAGCCUAGAUUCAGCCAACCUUUUCCUCUUGGUGAAUUCCAUGGUCCAGCCAAACUGGCCUUCAUACUGUCCCUCCCAGCCUACGCUCUGUCUCCCAUCUCCAUGCCUUUGCACAAGCCGUCCUCCAUGCCUUGCAUGCACUCUCAUCUCACCUCUUCCUAUUGGAACUUUCAGUUUCUUUCAGAACCCAGCUCAAAUACUACCUCUGAUAUGAGGCCUUCUCUGAGUCCCCCCAGCUGCUAGCCCUCCCCUCUCACCCUCCCAACCAGUGAUCUUGUACUUAUUUUAUAUAUGAUUUGUAUAUCCUUAUUUUAUAUAUUCUUCUGUGCUGACGUAUUUUCUCCCCUGCAGAAUGUAAGCUCCUUCAGGAAGGGGACUGCUUCAGCUGUGUCUUUGUAUCUCCAGUGCCUUGCAUUUAGCAGGUACUUAAUAAAUGCCUGUUGGUUGAUUGCCUGGUCAA